Messenger RNA from Truncatella angustata, 804 nucleotides. Its product is annotated as thioredoxin-like protein. Gene Ontology annotation, molecular function: glutathione disulfide oxidoreductase activity. Gene Ontology annotation, biological process: cellular response to oxidative stress. The coding region runs from base 1 to 804 and encodes 267 amino acids. Gene Ontology annotation, cellular component: fungal-type vacuole; Golgi lumen; cytoplasm. Lineage: Eukaryota; Fungi; Ascomycota; Sordariomycetes; Amphisphaeriales; Sporocadaceae. The transcript has 2 exons. The record is from RefSeq and is a predicted model, not a curated record.
AUGCCUUCAGCACGCAGAUUACGUGCCUUGAUGCUACUGGCACUGGCCGUCGUCAUCACAAUCCUCUUCUUCACUUCACAAUGGCAACAGACGGCCGAGCGCGACACGCGGACGAUCCAGGACUUCUACCACAAGACGGUGAAUGCCAUGGACGGCAAGAGGGGGAGUGGAGGCUCGCAAAUUCCUAUCAAGGCAGGGAAAGUGAGCGCAGAGGCUAAAGACAAAGAUGGAGAUGGCUCAGUUGACGCCGAUGACGAGCACCUAGCCGCAGAGAUGUCCGACCGCCUGCGCGCUGCAGAACAACAGGCCAAGGAUCUAGCCAACGCAAAGGCGCCCCUGAAGCCUGAUUCUCCGGGCAAGGUUGUGGGAGUUGGUAGCGCAGCAGGUGGCCAAGGGAAGAAAGAUGCUGCCGACGCUACCGACGAGACGGACGAGGAGCAUCAAGUCGAAGUUACCCUGAACGAGAUUCUUAAGAAGUCGCCAACUAUCAUUUUCUCCAAGACUUACUGUCCCUACUCCAAGAAGGCCAAGAAGCUCCUUCUGGAGAAGUACUCAAUCGACCCCGCACCCUUUGUUGUCGAACUCGACGAACAUCCGCUCGGCAAGGAACUGCAGGCGAAACUAAAAGAGACGACUGGAAGGGGAACCGUGCCCAACAUCAUGAUCAAUGGCAAGACCAUCGGUGGCAGCGAUGACAUCGCCGAGCUGGACAGCAGGGGAACGCUGAUCGAUAAGAUCAAGUCCUUGGGAGGAAAACGAGUGUCGAUGAAGGAGAAGUUCGUCGGUGGGUCCAACAAGGUAUAG